AUGGUUGGAUGGCAUCAGUCAAGGAGUCAGGUAGAUGGCACUGGACCCAGUCUGAUGUUCUGGAGCUGUGUAAUCCAACUGUCUCUUCAGCAGGCUACAGAUUGCCCGGCUCAUCAGGAGAACUGUUCUGGUUUCAUCACACCACUAUUAGAGAGAUAUUACGUCUCGCCAGUGUAUGCUCUGGAAUUUAUCUUUGGCUUCAUCGGAAACCUGGUGGUGGUCCUAGGCUAUAUAUUUUGCCUCCCUGCUUGGAAGUCCACAAAUGUGUACCUGUUUAACCUGUCUGUGUCUGACCUCAUCUUCGUGUGCACUUUACCUGAGCUGUCCUAUAACUACGCUCACAACUUGAAGAAAUUUAAUUCUUCACUAUGCAUGAUUAAUCGCUACAUUCUCAAUGUUAACAUGUACUCCAGCAUCCUUUUCAUGAUGUGGGUAAGUGUGGACCGGUUCUUGCUGUUGUGUCACCCACAGCGAGAACACAUCUUGUUGACUCUCAAGGCCGCAUGGUUCAUCACCAUACUGAACUGGAUAUGGGUAACGAUUCAAAUCGCUCCCCUCAUCAUAUUCAUUGUCCAGGACUUGGAGCAAAAUGGAUGGACAGUGUGUCGUGAUUUUGGGAGCCUGGGAGAGCCUAGAGUUAUUCUGAUCUACACCGUACUGCUCACCAUAUCUGGAUAUGUGCUACCACUUGUGGGUUUGUUUCUUUCAUCACAACGUAUGGUUUCUGUACUCAUGAAAAGAGAGGAGAUGCGUGGGAGAUCUUUUCAAAGGCCAGUAAGAAUCGUGAGGGCUUCAGCAAUCAUGUUUCUGGUGCUCUACACACCCAUCCAUAUAAUGAGGAUUGUGCGUCUCACAUCACGGCUUCCUGAAUUAAAUUUGUCACAGUGUAUCAUGGAUUACAUCAAUUCGAGUUUCCUAGUUACCCGGCCCGUUGCAUUUGCUCACAGUGCCGUCAACCCUGUGUUUUACUUCCUCAUGACAGACAGCUUUAAAGAAGCACUGCAGGACAAGUGGAGGCUGCUGAAACGGAUGCUAAUGACGGCACCAUAA
Molecule: messenger RNA, 1050 nt
Organism: Ictalurus punctatus (channel catfish)
Lineage: Eukaryota; Metazoa; Chordata; Actinopteri; Siluriformes; Ictaluridae
Product: succinate receptor 1-like
Exons: 3
Coding region: 1-1050 (349 amino acids)
Biological process (GO): G protein-coupled receptor signaling pathway
Cellular component (GO): plasma membrane
Molecular function (GO): G protein-coupled receptor activity
Source: RefSeq, a predicted model, not a curated record